CCAUUUUUAGAAGCAAACAGCUAACAAAACGAAGCAGCUGCUGGGUUGCCGGGAUUUUGCUCAUCCCCCAACGUUGGCUUUACUUUCACUUCUUCAUUUCCGUUCCUUCCAUUCCUUCCCUCUUUUCUCUGGUUCCAGCUUGUUCUUUUAACUUCGAUGGAGCCAGCAACCCGAGAAUCAGAAUCAAACCCUACUCACUUCCCCGGCAUCUGAAUGAAACCCACUUCCCGUUCCUGCGAGAUUCGUUGGUGGGUUUGAUUUGACUAGUUUCUCUUUGGGGGAAAGUAAACUCCGAAUCAUGCUUUGUAUUUUUGGCUCUGUUCAUGGAGCUCAGUUUUAGUUCCCUUCCCUUUGGUUCCUUCCUGCAAUUGGGAGUCAUCCCCUGAAGAAUCCAUGGCAGAUCCAUUUCAGUUACAGCUCUAAAAUAACCCUUGAAAAUCUCAGCGGUAUGCCUACUUCUUCUACCCUCCUCACUCUUUCCAUUAUUGUUGCUCUCGAAUGUGCUGCUACUCAUUUGCUCGUUUUCUUAACUUUGACCAGGUCGUACUUUAAGCUGAAAGCUGUUCAUUAUCAUGUCACCUGAACUCUGCGGAUUGAAUUUGUUUCUAGCACUCCCAGAUGAUGUUUUUGCUAUCAUAUCUCGCUCCCUUUCGCCACGGGACGUCUGUAAUCUCAGCAUCUGCUGCCGUAGCUUAAAAGUUUUUGCAUCCUCGGAGAAAGUUUGGCUAACCCAAUGCGAAAUCUUGGACAUUCUCCCUCAACUGGAGCUUAUCAAUUGGAGAAGAGGUGUGUCAUCAUACAAGGCUCUAUGCCGCUUCCUUGUCAGUGUAAAGCCAUUGAUUGGGAUUUGGGUUCAUCAGAACCCUGAGCUCGGUAAUGUAGUCUAUGUCAUGCCUGGUUUUGUGUCUGUGGUUGGGUGUCGAAUCAUACCACAAGAGCUUGGUCCUUUGGGGAUUGAAGACGGCCCUAUACUUUGGGCACCCGUGUUUGAGAUAAUAAGUGAUGUUGAUGGUUCCACCUCGUUUUUUCUUCAUGGUAGAGAGAAAGGAAAUGACUUUAUCUAUCCGGGUUCGUUCAAGCCUUCUGAUAGGAAUUGCAAUGUGAUGUUACUCGAGAUCGAGCCUCGAGAGCAGCAGCCGAAGAAGAAUGAUACGGGUAAGAGGCUGUUGCAUAGUCAGAGUUUUGCUUGCAUCCCAGAGAAGGAUCAGUCAAUUAAAGUUGCUAGGUCCAGUAGUAGUUUGUCAAUGUCGCGAAGGGUAGUUCGGCAUACUGAGUCCAAGGCGAGUUUUAGUAAGCUGGCUUUCAGUGAUAGAAGGAAGUUGAUUGAGGUUGUGACUCGAAAUACUCGCCAAGUGUUGCCUGAUUCAACAAGUGCUCCGCUUUUCCCACUCUAUAGGGGUGAUGAAGCGAGAGAUAUGGGGGUUUUGUGGCGGCGUAGAUCUUUGCUUCUGGAGAUACACAAGCUUGGUGGAGAUGGCAUUGAUUGGAAACGGGUUCCAGAACUACCCUCCAAUCACGUUUCAUCGCAAUCAAAUAGCAUGAAGAAAAGCAUGGAUCAUCACUCAAGUGAGGUUUGUGGCUCAAAUGGAGUUGUGAAGAAAACACUUGGUGGGUAUAUAAGGGCUAGUCUGAAGCAAAUUUUAGGCAAGUCACCUUCGGGAGGGCAUAGACGUGCCAAGACUUCUACUUCGAGCAGUGACAGUAAGCACAUGAAUCUUCACGAUUUCUUGUCAUCAGGCGACACGAUAGGAUUGGCAUUGCGUCCUGUGACGUUGAGGUUUUCUUCUUACAGAGCCUGGCCAAAUAUGCACGACAGUCGAUUUGCCCUCUACAAGUUGCCCUUGUGGAUUCCCCGAGCUGACCAAGAGUUGGCCGGUUUAUGGGGUGGAACUUUCGGGUGGCCACCUGGGAAGCCUUCUGAGGAUAAGCCUGGGAAAGCACUCUUUUUUUUGUUAAUAUCUUAUGAUGAAUCUGAAGGUCAUCGUAGUCUUAUGGCUACUAAGAUAUUGGAAGGAACUCAUUAUGUACUUCAUCCCAAUGGCUCAGCAAUGUUUAUAGUGAACAUAGAUGAACCUUCUAAUGAUUUGUUUCCUUGGGAUGUUAGUUUUGAUCAUGCAUUUGCUGGGGAAGGUAUUGCCCAUGGAUAUGGGUUCAGAUAUCCAGGGUCUAAACCGGGUUCACUGUUUGUGAUUCGCGAUGGUGUACUGGCGUUUGUUUGGAAGGAGUCGCGAACUGUGUUGACCAUGCAGCGGGUGAACUUGGAGGAGCUACUGAGGAAAGGUGAACAAGUGCCUGCACUUCCACCCAUUGCAAACUUCGCGUACUUAACUAAAUCCUACUCGAAUGUCUUUGUCGGCUUCUCCAAUGCAGGAACUUGCAUGUCUUCACCAAGGCAAAGGCAAUGAUAUUAUGCGAGGAAGAAGAUUCAUUUCGUGGAGCGUAUGAUGAAAUGGGCUGUCAAUGGUGCUUCAUUAUAAGAUGACUCCCUUAGAUAUAUUCCAUGUAUGUUCAGUGUGAACGUGACUUCAUAGGAUUAUAUAUGUACGGUUUCCUUCUUCACAUGUGUGAAUAAGGUGUACAAUAGUUGUGAAGUUGUUAAUGUUUGAUGUCCAUUUUUUUUGUUGAUGAUUUGGUGAAGGACAUGAUUGAUUGAAAAUAUAGAAGUCUGCCCCUCUGCUUGAUAGCUUUUUGUGAUUGAGUGUUACUUAGUAUGAUACCAUUGUUCAUAUAAUUGUAUAAAUGAUGGGAAUGUUG
Molecule: messenger RNA, 2754 nt
Organism: Linum trigynum
Lineage: Eukaryota; Viridiplantae; Streptophyta; Magnoliopsida; Malpighiales; Linaceae
Source: the annotation of a GenBank genome assembly